UCUUAUCUUGCGGUCACAGCUCAUUGGAUGUCGGAGCAUUGGUGGCUUCAAUCAGAAUUAUUGUCAUUUUCUGAGAUUGAUGGUAGUCAUAGUGGUGAGAAUCUGGGUGUGGAACUGUAUGAUGUUCUCAAACAGUAUGGUAUUUGUGAUAAG
This is a messenger RNA of Suillus plorans, 153 nucleotides long. RefSeq lists its product as uncharacterized. The record is from RefSeq and is a predicted model, not a curated record. NCBI's taxonomy places the organism in Eukaryota, Fungi, Basidiomycota, Agaricomycetes, Boletales, Suillaceae. The annotation marks the transcript as partial. The transcript has a single exon.